AAUGUCGUGCCCGAAAAAAAGACGUAAUAAUUUAGCACGAAUGAACUUGGUUCCAGGCAGGUUUUCGUCAAACCUCUAAAGAAGUCUCCUUCACCUCGUGCCCGCGCAGGUGUGGCUCUCGGGCUCGUGCCAGUUACCCCCCCACCCCCAGUGAAAAAACUACAAACCCUAGCGGCGCGCUCCCGUAAAGUAAUUCAUUGUAUCAGUUCUAGACGGAAGGCAACGGCGAGUGAACCGCCUGGUCGGCAAAAGCGACUUUACUCCGGGAUACAUUGAAAAAUACAGCUGCUUACCACGUUAAACUGCAGGUAAACUACUUUCUGAUAUACCGGAUGAUCGUUACGUACUUCUUUUUCAUAUUUUCGUGUUUAUAUGCGGGCGGUGUGAUUUUAAAAGUUACACACAGCUUGGAGAGGCCCUGGUAUCAAAGCUAGAAGCUAGCGGGGUAACGGUAUGCUAAGUUAGCUUUAUUCCUAACCGACCUCAGUUUCUGCGCUGCUUCCGCAGUUGCCGGUCAGUUGAGCAGGCGAAGAAAUUUCAGCGUAUAUCUUGAUGUAAACACCGUGGCCAGAACAGGUUGACAGAUCAGAUGUAUAGUUGAUGAACUAGUUGGACUUGGAGAAAGUAAACUGUUAAAACUGACUGGAAUGAACGUGUGUGUUUUAGCCGUAGUCAAACAAUGAGACUCUUCAGUUGUCUUCUCCGAGCAUGCGGCUAUCCUUUGGCUCGGUGAGCUGCUGUGAGAAGAGGAUUUGACUGUGACAGGUUAAGCGUUAUAUUGAUUAAAUAAAUCACCUAUGUACUUUCGUCAAAUACAAGAACUCUACUUUGUUCGAUGUGUUAAAACAUGGCUGUGUUCAAAGCACACCAUCUUUAUUUGUCGUAUUUAAAGUUUUUACCUUUUCUUAUAUGAUCUUCCGUACUCUGACGAGUCAUAGGUGUGUGUGUCUGUGUGUGCGUGUGGCUUAGUGUUCAGUUUGCAUUGGGGCCACCCACCCAUUCUUCCACUGCGGACACACUGGCCAUCUGUUGCCUCUGUGAUGACGCCAUCUUUCUGGUGACCCACCCAGUAGCGAGCUGGUUUAAAACCGUGUUUGACUUUACACUGGGAGUCCAUACAAACCAUGCUACAACUUUCACUACGCUUUUGCCAUACUGGCCCAUGGACCAGACUUAUCACCCACCAGACUUAUAACCAGCAGUAUAUGUGGAUAAGAUGUUGGAACCCAAGUACCAAUGGGUUUGUGGUAUAGCGUCAAAGUGUUUAUUACCUGACAUUGUGUAUUACAUGGGAACAUUAAUUAAUAAUGUGGUGGAGCUGGACAAUAUUCUGCAGUUUAAUUGCAAUAAGAAAAUUUGCAAUACACAAAAUACACACCUUAAAGGUAAAUAUGUAUUUUCAUAGGUUAAAAAGGAAGUCUUAAGUAACAAUUGAGGCUUUAUCAUGCAGAAUGGGUGUAAUGGCUGUGCUUGUACAUUAUUUUUGUGAAAUUAGAUAAAACUCAAGCUCUCCACCAGUAAGGCCGGGAUGAUAAGCUUUUCGGCAGAUUCGAUUCUUCUACGAUUUUUUGACUGCCAGUCCAAUUUAAAUUGCGAUUCUAGGAUAUUGUCGAUUUUUAGUUUGCAUUUUUGACACCAGUGAAACAGUUGAAUGGUUAUGAUUGUCUACUGACUAUUCCAGGAUCCAUAUUUCCCCAAAAAGUACACUUCACAUGUAAUUCAGUUUUAAAGAUGUAUUCUUAAAUUUGGGGGAUUUUUGAACAUCCAAAUCGAUUUAAAAAAUUGUAAAACAAAAAACUCGUGAUACUUGUGUGAAUCGAUUUUUUCCCUCCCACCCCUAUCUAUCAUUUACCUUCACAUAACCUUGUGCCAAACAAGUGCAUAAAACAAAGACUUCUGAACUAGUUUAAAUUUAGUUUUUUUUUCAUGGUGCAGCUUAUAUCCCCAAAAAGUAAAGAGAAUUCAAUAUCAGUUGUUCCUAAUAUCAUGCAGCCUUAUAAUUGAUACUGUUCUUCAUGAAAGUAUGUGUGAGUAGACAAUCAAACUUAAAUAAAUAGUCAGUAGCCCUGUACAUGAUUGUUAAGCCACUAGAUAUUGAUUCUCUUCCACCAAGACAAGAAAUUGUGAAGCUACCUUGCUCUCUCCAACUUGUUAGAUAAAGAGUUUUUCUGAACUGAAUUGGAAAAAUCUCAGAUUUGUAUUUGUGCUAAGUGGCUGAUUAUUAAUUGUAUUGUACUACCUCUGGAGUAGUGCAUGACAAGACACCUAAGCUAUCCCUCCUGCACCUAAGGGUGGAGGCAGGCACGGUUGCAAGUUGCACACAUUGUCUGUCACCCUUGAAGCCAUUAACUGAAAAUUAUCUUCUCCACUGCUGGAAUAGAUGGAGUUGACAGUGAUUUGACUGGUAAUAAAGUACACAAAAUAUCCAGUGGGUAAAUCUAAUCAAAAAAGGCCCUCUUUUUUCCUAAAAUGUAAAUUUUGUGAUUUACUAAAAUGGUAGAGACAUUAAUUACAGAAAAGGAUCCAAUUGGUAUAAAACUCUUGUCUUGUAUUUUAAAAUUUGUUGACUGGCAUUGUCAUGCACGGGUCGGUACAUGUUGAAAGUGAACAACUUUAAACACUGUUAAAGUCUAAUUAUAUUUGUCCCAGUCAUUGUGUCUUCCAAUUUAAUUGUCAACUGAUCUGAAAUUUCCUGUGCAGCACCUACUCAUCCUAGUUCUUAACACUCCAGGAAUCAACAUAUUUCAUUUCAAUACAAGGACUGAUAGUUAUAAAAGGAAUGUCUGCCCUAAAUUGUUGUUGCUUCAAAUCUAAAUCUAUCUAUUGAAGCCUCAGAGUCACCAUGGAGCAGUGCACUAAUGUUUUGAAUUGAUCCCUGUGACAAUUUGUCUGAAGGUCAGAGGUGUCAGCACUUUGAUUACCACUAUCAUCAAUUUGGUUGCCCUUGAAUGUAAGAUCUCUGACUUGUUCCUCCACAUGCACAUUUUUAUAGUCGCCAUCUUAACAUUUAGUUGGACUGGUUUCCUUAAUGAGGCAACAGGCACCAUUGUGCAUCCAAAAUGGCUGCAUUUUCAUUUUCUACCAUGAACUUUUUCACACUUCCUAUGAUGGUAAAAAUAAUCACUUGAUGAUCCUGUCAAAAUCUAAUCACCCCCAAAAAUGCAUGUGGGGUGGCAAAAGAUGAACAUCUGCCAAGUUUCUGUCGGAAAUUGAAAUGUUCAUCAGCCAGCAGUCAGUCAACUGUCCAUAAGCCGGGGCUAAUUUCCACGCUAUGAAGGCUGCGUGGGGUGUUGCCUAGCAUGAACACACACAGGCUGCAAAACGCAACUGUUGCCUGUGUGGGGUUUUCUAAAAGCCAGGCUGAUGAAUCAUCAGGAACACAGUUACCAUUUUUAUAAUACAUUGACAGAAGUCUGAAGUCAAAAAAUGAAUUCUCUUGACACAAGCUGGUUUCAGUGACUUGAUAUAAGUUUAUUGGAUGAGAAAAUAAGCAAAAAAUGUACAUUUUGUUGAAAGUAGUUGUGAUAAAACAAGGUAAGAAGUUUAUUUACUUGGAAUUCGGAUAAUAUGAUGAUACCUGUUCAUUAAAGAAGCUGAAUAUUACAGAGAAGCUGUCAAUUAAAAGCACUUGUCUAAAAGCACAACGUGUGUGUGUGUGUGUGUGUGUGUGUGUGUGUGUGUGUGUGUGUGUGUGUGUGUGUGUGUGUGUGUGUGUGAAUCAGACCUUCCUGUUGGCCUUUCUCGCAGGAGUGUUUUCCUGUUGCUCUUAGUAUCAAACAGUCUGUUAGUUUGAUCCUGUUAGGUUAAUCCCACCUCUCUCCUUAUCCAUCGUGUGUCUUUCUUUGUCUUUCUUUUGUGACACCGUUUCCUCGUUGGCUUGGAUGCUGGUAGGCAGAGAUUUUCGAACGUAGCUUUUCUCGCCAAGAUCCUGAUUUAUUCGGGAAGGACAUCAACCUUAACAAACAUUUUUGUCUGAAUAGAUCUGUAAUUUGGGAUUACACUUGGAUUUGUAUAUUAUUAUCUUUGAUGAGGGACUUGACUGGCAAGCAAGCAUACUGUGACCACAAACCUGAAGGCUAAAGGAAACACACGUUUGCCUCACGCCAGAUCAACUGCAAGUUAGGUUGAGUUAGCUUUCCCAAUACUGCGACUGCUAGGCCUCAAACGUCUACCACAGAAACUAAUUGGUGACAUCACUAGGAGAGACUACAUCUAUGUUGUACACAGUCUAUGAUUCAAACACUCUUCCUGAUCAUAAAAUAGAACUGACCUUUGCCUGCUCAAAGUUCAGUGUGGUGAAUUUGUUUUUAAAGUUCUUCUUCCAUAGGAUAGUGUCAGUGAAUUCUUUUACGCCCCACAGCUGUGUGUUGAAAUGUGGUUGUAGUUUGUUGCUGUUUAAGAGCAACGAAUCAGUGUGGGUUUAUCCAGGGUCAGUUAGCUUGGUUCAGAGUUAUUGAUCACUCAUCUAAUCAUUAUUACACUGCUGUAACAAUCACAGCAGCAUGCACUGUUUCCACUAUGAAAGGAAAGUGCAAGCAGUUCAGAGUUUAGCCUGCUAAUAGAGACGUUCCCCUUGUUUUGCCUUUUAAUGCACACAUUGUGCCCCCCAGUUGUGUUUUGUCUGGCUUUUGCCCCACUUAUGUUUCCUACAUCUGUUAAAAUGGCAAAGAGGUUUUACAUAUCACUGAUGAGAUUUGAAGUCUGGUACUAUCAGUGGUAUUGAGAAGUUUCAUUACUAUUUGCAGCAUCAAGACACUCACCAUCAGUGACUCGAACAACAUGCUGAUCAGCACCAAGGCAACCUUUGUUGAAAGAAAAAAAUGGGGGGUGCAGACAUAGACUUUGGAUUACCCAGAGGUUUCAUACAUUUACCCAGUACCCACCCACCUCGAGGCUACAGCUGACCCCAUUUUUUGUCUUUUCUUUUUUCUCAAGUCAUGGAGGGAAUGGUCUAAUCUUUUUUGACACUACUGUCCUACUUAGAGUAUUCAUCUGCACUUUAUUGGAUGCUUCUGCACCUCACCCUGCUUCAGUGCAUUUCAGGGUCAAAGUAACGAGGCCGAGGGCAAAAAGGCAGUGGAUUUUUGAGUGUUUUUCUUUUGAAUUGACAAGAAUUGUCAGAGUAGUUAGUGUGUAAUAAUGUCACUGAAUAUCUGGUUGGAUCAGAGAAGGUUCUUUACACAUUACACAUACGCUGUGCUGUGUAGAGAAGGCCAAGGAAAAUAAUAGAUAUCUGCCCAAAGCUAAGGGAAAUCUGCACAGUUUACACUUGCUGAAGAUGCAAGUUGUGCACAAAGUGCUACAUGGACAAAAUAGCACAGAACUCAUAGGAGAGGCAAGAAGACGGUUUGGGGCUGUAGAUACUUCUUUUUAGGCCUUAGCAAGACAGAGACAGAAUUUGGUAGCUCACAAUUUUCAAAGCAAUAUGCCUGCAGAUGAAUUAUUCCAUAAUGUCCCCUUUAAACCAGAUUUCUGGUUAGAGGGGCAGGAGUGACAUUGGUAAGUCUGGUAGGGGCUGCUGUGGCGCAGAGAUCAACGGAAGGAACUCUGCUGUAGCUCGGCUAAUAGAGGAGGUUUUAGAGUGUCUCUUCUUAACCACACCUCCAGCUGGGUCACCAUGAUGAAAAUGGUUGUGUAGAAAAAGAUGAUUGACACUACACUCAGUAUGUUUACAUGACGUUUACUCAGAUUAAGAUCGGACAACUGAAGUGCAUGUGAACACGUGCUCGACUCCAAUCAGAGUUUGAGAACUCUGAUUAGAGUCGGAUUACGACUCUGAUUAAAGUCCGAUUACGACACCCAGAUAAUCCGAUUUGGAAUUCGGUUUUCUCUACCUGAAAAGAAGACUGUCUACCAUGUAACCAGCGUAGUCGGAGUAUGAUCGAACAAUGCAUGUGCGCGUGCACCACACCUCCGUAACCCCAGAACAAAAACACCAGAGAAGAGGAGUAGCGUGCACCUUAUCUGCAGAAAAAGUAGCACGUCCAUCAUGUAAGACAAAACAGCGCUGUAUGAUGCUUCAUCUUCUUGCUCCAAAAUGCCCAGCAGCUGUUGUUGUUGACAGUUGUUUGGGGUCGGAAACAGCUGAGAAGACUCAUAUCACCCCCUAGUUUUGGGGAAGACACGUUCACGUCUAUAAUUCAAUUUUUUCUCAGUUGCAUGUAUAUGCGGACAAGGAGAGAAGUCCGACUCCGCAAAAAUAACAAAAUAAUGAGCUUAGUCCGAUUAAGCUGUGCAUGUAAACGCACUGACUGAAUCAUGCAGUUUCAGAUUAAGGGGGAAGGAAGUCUCAAUGGAUGUAAAUUCAUUACCGUCUUUUUGUAAUCUGCUGCUGGCCUUGUACGUAGAGAAGUACACAGUACAUACGACUUCUGUGUCUGCGUGAAAGUUGUGCGUCUGCAGCAGCUUCUAUACUUUGCAAGGGAAGUAAUUCUGCACUGUAGCCAUACCUGGCAUCUGUAACCAUCCUGACACCCUUCCUUUUCAUGCAGAAUGGGAAAUUGCUGUUUUCCUGUUUGACGCUUUAGACACACUCUGUUGCUGGAAUUGUAUUAUUCUUUUUGUUCACUUUCAAUCAUUAUAAAACAUUAACAACACAAUAAUUCUAAAACUAGCAGGUCAGAUUGAAUUUCAAUAAACCCGACACACAUGUAGUUUCUGUAUUUAUUCCUACAGUCUGAAGAAUACAUGUAUCAUCUCCAUUUCCCAACAUGUAGUGAUCCAAGCUUCUGUCAUUCAGUGAUCAAAGACUACAACACACUGAUUUUCCCCGACUUCCCCAUACUCUGUUGGGCAAGUUUUCCUCUCACACCCACACCAACACUUCUCUCAGUCUUCACAGUGACAGAAAUGACUGGAACCCUGACUACACAUGACUUCCUGGUAGCUUUGGUCUUGUUAAACAGUGCUAUAGAGGGGCAUGUGGUCAGGAUGUCAAGUAAAGUGUAGUGUUGUUGCAGGUUGCAGCUGCACCCUGCAGCAACACUUAACAGACACUUGGGCAUGUAUGCCUUCUCCCAAAUGUUGUAAUGCUUUCUUUUCUGCGUUGCAUGAUGAGAUGAAGACCUGGGGACAAAAAACACUCAAAUAAGCUCUCCCACUGGCACCUAUGAUAGGUGCUCUCAUAGUCAAAUAAUCUAACAGUCCUGUGGUUUCUCUCCUGAUCAUUACUCUUUCUGUCUCCCUCCAGGGAUGGCGGCCAUCCGUAAAAAGCUUGUGAUAGUGGGGGAUGGAGCUUGUGGAAAGACUUGCCUCCUCAUUGUCUUUAGCAAGGACCAGUUUCCUGAGGUCUACGUCCCAACUGUGUUCGAGAACUAUGUUGCUGACAUUGAGGUGGAUGGCAAACAGGUGAGACAUUUACCGUGGUUCUGUGGCUAUAGGAUCCACCUUUUUUGUGUCUGAGCAGUACCCAGUGGUAGAUGGAUCCAAAUCCAGAUCUGUUUUAAAGCUUUAGUAUUCAGGGCUGAAACGAUCCCUUGAGUACCUCACUUAGAAAAAAUGAUUGAGGAAUAUUCUCUGCCUCGAGUACUCGUUUAUAAGCUCAGAUCAUCACUGUUUUACACGGAUUAUUCUCAAGGUGACACAACGUGCUUACGUCACCACAGUAGAAGGAGGAGUAAGCGCGGUUUUGGUUUUGCGGUGCAGAAAAAAUGAAUGAUGAGAGGGGCUUUUCUUCUGCAGAGCUCCAGGAGCUCAUUAGCAAUUCACCUCUGAGUCGUGGGCGGAGACAGCACUGCUCUGCACACUUGUCUUCAUGUGAGCUUGCGGCCUAACACUGCCGGUGUAGUAAAAGUAACAGGUAACACAGGAGCUAUUCAGCUCUCGGACAAUAAAGUCUUUGAGGACACGAUGAAAGUUAAUAUCAUAAUUAGCAUUUUUAUGAGCAUUGCAAUACGCUGAAGCACACGCUUGUUCCGUGUUCCUUGUUUCUAAAGAAGGAAAACCAUUGAUUGUUUAUUAUUAAGUUAAAUUUCUUAAUUUCUCUUGUAUAUCAAUAAUUGCACUUUAACUAAUAAAAAUUCUGUUCUAUCCGAUUACUUAAAAAAUCAAUGGAAUUUUGGGUAGAAUACUCAAUGACUAAAAUAUUCGAUAGCUGCAGCCCUAGUAGUAUUGCCUUGUUGAAAGACUAUUUGUCCGAUUGAGCACGUGUUCACUGCUGAGCAAAGUGUCCCUAGAAUCAUAAUUCCUAUAGAGUAGAUGUGUCAAAACUUCACAGAGAAUUUUGACACUUUUGAGUAAUCUCUUGAAGAUUUCUAAACGCUGCAACACAUCCCCUCCCCUCAAGUCCCAGCAGUGGUUUAUGUGCUGUUACCAGGGCUAAUUUUAUUCCCUGGUGCUUAAUCAUGCUCAACGCUUUAAUUCUACCCUCAGGGCCAAGUGAGCCAAGUGUUGAUAAAACUGCACUGCUUCAUUUUCACAUCUUCUUCUCUGCAUUGACGCACUCAUCUGCUAAGCCUGUUAUUUCCUACAGAAUGCUGUUUUGGAGCUUAGUCAGAGACCUUCACAUGAAACACCAUCAAACUCCCACAUUUCUAGUUCAUCUUGAGGUGUUUGAUUGACCAAAAAAAGGGCUAUGGUGCUUUUUACUGUGACUAGAGCUAAGUUUAACUUUCUAGCAGUAUAUAAGCCUGCUGUAUGGUGUCAGACUCUUCAUGAGUUCUGUUUGUGAUGUACUCUAUUAGUGCCAGUCUGGAUAGCUGAAGCAGCCAGCCCAGCUCAUCAGUCAUAAACCCUCACGACCUCAUUCUGGGUUAAUGGGAUUCAGGGACCUGGAGUCUUUAUUGGCUGGUUGAUUUCCAGCCCUCUGCACUGCCGAGGACGACUCCAGCUGCGCUUUGUCAAGAGUCACACUUCAAAAUGGCUUGAUCUGGUUUUCUUUCCCUAUUUAGCUUAGCUGUCUACUAAAUGGGGUUUUUAUGGGUCACUGUCAGAUUUACCUCUGCAGGGUUUAGGUGCUGUGUGCAGGGGUAUUUAUUAUGAAUAACAACCACUGAGUUAGAGGUUGAUGUUAAUCAGACAAGAAAUUCUUGAAGAUGAAGUGGACACUCUCUUCCCCCUCUUGUUUGUUUUCCCUUCAUGGUCUCUGUCUUUGCUUCCCCUUUUCUCUGCACUCUUUCGUCCUUCUCUCUGCCCUCUCUAACCACAAUGCGUGUCUAUGUCAGGUGGAGUUGGCUCUGUGGGAUACUGCUGGUCAGGAAGACUAUGACAGGCUUAGACCUCUCUCCUAUCCAGACACUGAUGUCAUCCUCAUGUGCUUCUCCAUAGACAGCCCUGACAGCUUGGGUGAGUAAAACCACAACUACAAACAGGAGGACAGACACAUUUACACAUGACAUAAAACACCACAUCACUGUCUCCACCAAGAAAAUCAAAAAGGGAAGAUUGCAUCAAAGUUAUUUCCGGGGUCUUCAUCCUUUUGUACUUGAAAUGCAUACAUUUACACAGACACACUUAGACAGAUCACUAAUUAUGCAAUGGCACAAAGCCAUGCAGUAAAACAUCAAACCAUACAAUGAUUAUGAAAAGCAGUUUUCUGAUCAUAUGGAAAUGACCCUGAAAAUCAAAGAAAUCCAAUGAAAAGAGGUCUGUAGUUUAGUAUUCCUCAGACAGUACAGCUCUGUUUUUGCUGACCAAGUAGGACUUCAUCAUAUGAUGGCCAGCAGAGAUAUAAGCACUCCUUUACGAAUUUUUCUUCCUUUUUAGUCAGGAACAGAAUUAUCUCUUCAGUACCUCACGGUUUGAAUUAAAUCACAAAAGUAGUGUUAUUCUUACGUAAGUGCUGACAAAGUUAAUUCCACUGUCAAAUGUCAAAAGGUCAUUUUGGCGGCAUCAAAUACUGGAACAGUUUUUUUUUUUUUUUUAAACUUUAGCUUAACGAAGGGUACCCACUUUUCAAGGAGUAAACAAAGAAUUGAGUCAGUUUUGUGAAUAGCUGUUCUUUUAUUUACAGGGUUCCUAUGCAAGUAUGGAAAUAAAUGUGAUCAAUUUCCAGGUCUCAAAAAGUAUGGAAAGUGAAAAAUAAAGUUUGGAUAAAUAUUUAUGUUUCCAGACUAUUACUACACUUCUAAAAUACUGUUUUCUAAAAUGGAUUUACAAAAAUAAUUUUAUCACCCUGCAGUCUUAGAACAAAUGCCAGUGUUAAGAUCUCUCUCAUGUUUUGCUUUUAACAGCUGUGGUUCACCACCAACCAUUUCUAGAAGGUUGAUUCCACUACUAAAAGAAAACUAUAUUCUCCAGAUGAAUCCCCUCUAGUGAACCUGGUACUCACACAUGCAUAUGCACAAACUUCAUUGAAUGAUGACUUAUCCCCUACCACUUUUUUUUCUUCUUCUUCUUUUUCAUUCAUAGAAAACAUUCCAGAGAAGUGGACCCCAGAGGUCAAACACUUCUGUCCUAACGUCCCCAUCAUCCUGGUAGGAAACAAGAAAGACCUCCGUAAUGAUGAGCACACACGCAGGGAGCUUGCCAAGAUGAAGCAGGUAACAUGAGUAACUUUUUUAAAAUGAACCUUUCAGUGUGUUUCUACGAUUACAGGAAUCAUGACCCAUAGGUCAUUCAAGACUAAGAAGCUGUUGUUUUUUUUUUUCAAGUAAAGAAUCCCAUCUCUCGCAGGCUAGCUAGCUUAUUAGUAACUUUAUUUUUCACAGACUUUAAAUAUCUGCAUGUACACUGAAUUGAGUUUCUAAUGUAAGUUAUCCCUUUGUUUAAUAGGAGCCAGUGAAGGCAGAGGAGGGCAGAGAAAUGGCCGGCCGCAUUGCAGCAUUUGGUUAUAUGGAGUGCUCUGCCAAGACCAAGGAUGGUGUCCGGGAGGUGUUUGAGAUGGCCACCAGGGCAGCACUGCAGGCCCGCCGUGGCAAGAAGAGCAAUAAAUGUGUGCUGCUGUAGAGUGGCCACUGCAUUUGGACUGUUUUCACCCUGGGCUACUGUACCUGGGGGGCUUGUGAGGGACAGGGAAAACUAGACAGGAUAGGGAGGGAGGGGGAGGAAAAAAAGUGCAGUACAUGACUAUUGCUGUAAAAUGACUGUUUGUUGGACCCUGGGGCUUGGAUUUGGGAAGUGUUGAUGAAGAUGGACAGGCAGGAGGAAAAGUUUAGGAGGGAUCACAGUUCCACGAUAAACCAUUGGACUCUUUUACCUGUGGCUUUCCUUAAGGGUGGAGAAGUUUCACCAGCCACCAGCCAAAUGCUGGGACAUCAAGUCUUUUCAACAAACCACUUACAUUGAUGAGAUCAUUACGAGAUUCUGGUCCUGUAACAAUCUAGCUGACAUAAGACAGUGAUUUGGGUGAGUUAUGAGAUUUUCCAGUGACUGAUUGUCAGUGUGAGCAACAAAAGGUGUAGUUUGUCUAGAUAAUUUGACACAUGGAGAGAUGCAAACAAACAGCGCAGUAGAGGAGAACCCCUGUAAACAGCCACCAGUUUGCUGUUUAUCCCCAGGUGCUCGUGCCGGGACUUAGGGCCACAUGUUGUACAAUGGGACAGUUGGGAUCCGAGGGAUGCCAUGCAGUGGUGUUUGUGUCGCCAUGAUCUGACUGUAUUCAUCAAACAGUUAACAUAGUUUUGCAGAUCUAGCUCCUUUGUUUUAUGCUGUAGUUACUUGAGCAGGUUAUCUGAACAGGCCCUGAAGUAGACAUCUCACCUAUGAACCAUCCCAAUCAAGUGCUUCUUUACGCAGUGCUUAAGCAGGUGGGAGUUUGGUCAACUCUCUGUCAUGAAGUUCCCAAAUAAGUGAGAGAUUUUUCAAGUUAAUUCUGUGAUUGUUGUUGCAUUCACAGUGUUAGAUUGAUGGUCACGUGCCAUCACGUGUGCAGGCCAUUUGGUAUUAUCAGAGAAGAGUGGAGCUCCAUGCUCACGUGCCCAGCUCAGUCCUCUACUGUAGCUAAUCCUGUGCUUACAGACUCACUGUGACAACACAGUUACUUACCUGAUCCUGAAUGUAAGGUUUGAAAUGAAAGAUUAGCUCCCAAUGCAUGUUUAAAAGUUAGACCUGUACUUGUGCAUCAUUGUUGGACCAGUAAUUACAAAGUGACUCCCACCACCUGUAGUCCCAACACUGAAAGUUUGAUCCAAAUGAGCAGCAUCAAGGAUUUGUUUGCUGGAGGGUGUCAUCAGCUGUUGCUCUGCAGGUCUUCAUCUCUGAACAUAUUCUUUCAAGUGUAAAAGUGGAAGUGGCAGGUGAAUUGUGGUCCCUCUAAAAGAUAAAAGUAGCCUUCUGCCCUGCAAAGUACAACAAGAGCAAACUCUGCCCUGGCUCAGCUCCCAUCCCUUUCCAGUUCCACAGAGCUGACUGCUGGUGCUCAUUUCCCCCUGGCUUUAGACCAGGAUGAAGAACAAGGAGAGGAGAAGACUGUGUUUACACACCACCAACUAUGAAUCUUUGUAUCCAUGAUUGACAACUCUAAUUUCCGCUGUAUUGGCAUGUGUAAAAGAUCAAAUAACCAAAAGUAGUGACUUUUGGGGGGUAAAAAAAAGUGUGCCUGAUAUAAACUUGUUUUUCGCCACAUAUGUCUGCCUUUACUGGUGUACUAUUGGUAUCUGACAUCUGUUUGGAUAGUUAACUGGCAAAGACAAAUAUGACACAUAACCUCAGAUACACAAUACUGUGCAUUGAAAAUGCAAGAAUUGUUAGGUUGGGCAACUGACAAGUUUUUGGGUGACACAUGCCAGUAGUCAACAUCAUUUACAGACAGAGUGAGAAUGAAAGACCUGCUGAAUGCUGAGACAGUUCUCUGCUCUAAAAAUGGUGAGCGUGACCGGCUUUAUUUGGGAUUAUUCAGCCCUCCCUGACUCUUCAGUGUCAUACUGCUGGGUUCAGGGUCUCUUGACCAUGUUUUACCCUCCUGUUCUUCCUCCUGGCCUGCUGGGAGGAGCCUGUUCCAGAAACCCGGUCUUGUGAUGUUUUUAAACUUUAUUUUCUGCUUUUUAAAAAAGAAGUCAUAAAUAUGUUGUCUAUCAGUAUUUAAAAUAGGAGGUGGAUGAUAGGGGACUGCUUACGUGUUGUUGCUUUUAGUUUAUUCUCAUGUGCUUUAACUGAUUUUUCUUGAUGAUUUACUUGUGGGUGUAAGGACCCAUCAAUCAUCACUGCCAAAUGCUGUUGUUAGGCAGUCAGGAGAAAGGCUGGCCCCUCGGCUGCCUGUCUAGAACAUUACUAGGACCACAUGUGCUGGCUCUUUUUCUGUUUGUUUGUUUUGAACACAAACUUGGCUGAAGAGACAAAAAAGGAAAACGAUGUUAGUCUCCUUGUCCUGUACAAAUCAUUUUAUUUCUAUUUUUAAUGUAUUUUUUUAAAUCCUAAUUUGUGGAUGUUGAAGCAGUGACAUAAACAAAGGAACAGGAAAACUAAGCUGUAUGCAAAGUGUGUAAAUAUGAAAUGUGGGUUUGUUCAUACUAGACUAAACACACGCACAGGACUGGAAACUGUAUUUGUAUACUAGCUUUGGUUUGUGUAAUAAAUUACUUUCUAUAACACUCAGCUGCCUUUCA
Molecule: messenger RNA, 13481 nt
Organism: Xyrichtys novacula (pearly razorfish)
Lineage: Eukaryota; Metazoa; Chordata; Actinopteri; Labriformes; Labridae
Source: the annotation of a GenBank genome assembly